CAAGAUAGUAAGGCAAUCAGCUUUCGAUCAUAGUCAAUGGUCAUACGGAUCAAAGAUCGCGCAUGCUAUCUGUAAGAAGAAAGAAAUUUUGAUUGCAAUGAAAGCGAAGGGAAGUUCGGAUUUACAUUAGAUGUGUGAAUGUCCGGAUUAGAACUAGUAGCUAGGGACAGUGCGUCUCAAAUCGAGAAAAAUGCCGAAGCUGCUGCUAACUACUUUUCUGAAGUUUAUAACAGAGAUGACGAUGAGAGAAACUGGUCUUUCUCAUACCUUAAGGAGCAACUUCUUUUCAAAGAAUCUCAGCAACUUUUCAGGAGAUACCAAGACCGGGUGCAACAUGCUCUUUUCCUGGAACUUCUGGUCUUUAAUCUGGUGUACAAUGCACUUUCCUUCCUAGCAUUCACGUUCCUUCCAUCUCAGGAGGAGCUUUCAGAAGUUUCCCGUGGAACAGUACAAACUGGACAAUGGUGUAGGAGUACAAUCUUAAUAGUACAGUUUUGCAUCUUUGUGGCUGCGUACAAAGAGAGUUUGUUCCGAAAUCCAGCUUCUAAAAUAGUAGUUGCGUGUAUUGUUCUUUUCUGCAUGAGCUUAGGAGAAAUGGCAACUACUAUUUACAGAUUAUAUGCAGGCCACCCAGAAUCCUUGAUAAGACAUACUUAUUAUGUCGUACUGACAACGGGCGUCUUACUACCAUUUCCUCGGAAGUUGUACAGUGGAAUAUUAGCCGCAGCAGUCAUUGCGGUGGACCUCAUGCUAUCCAGUCUUAGCUCCUCGCAUAAAGAGAAUAUAAUUACUGUGUUGUGUGCUGAUGCUGUGUUUUACGCCACGACUCUUUCUGUUGGCUUAUUCAUUCGAUACCUCAUCGAAAUCAUGAGCAGAAGAGCAUUUUUAGAUAGAAGGGAAUGCAUUGAAUCAAGAAUUAAAAUCGAAACUGAAAAGAAUCAGCAGGAAAAGUUCUUGCAAAGUAUUUUGCCCCAUCAUAUAGCAAGCGAGGUGCGUGAGGACAUCCGAAAGGUGAUCAAAAACAUGAAUCGACUACAUAUGACUCAUAAACCAUUUAACAAACUCUAUGUGGAAAAGCAUAAGGAUGUUAGCGUAUUAUAUGCUGAUAUCGUGAAUUCUAUGCUUUUGGGUGCAAGCCUUAAGGUAUCUGAUUUGGUAGAAACUCUGAACGACCUUUUUGGACGGUUCGAUUAUUCUGCAGAAAACAAUGGCUGUAUGAGAAUCAAGUUGCUUGGCGACUGUUACUAUUGUGUCAGUGGAGUACCAUACAGAAACCCUAGGCAUGCGGAUAAUUGCGUAGUGACCGGCCUUGAAAUGAUCGAUAUAAUUAGAAGUGUUCGUGAAAAACGUUGCAUCAAUGUAGAUAUGAGGAUUGGUAUUCAUACAGGUAAUAUAUUUGGAGGCUUGCUGGGACUCCGAAAAUGGCAGUUCGAUAUCUGGUCUAAAGACGUUACUAUUGCGAGUCACAUGGAACAAGCAGGUGUACCAGGCCAGGUUCAUAUUACGAAGAAGACGAGAAUUAAUUUAUUGGACGAUGGGUACGACAUCAGACCAGGAAAUGGGCACUUACGAGAUCCAUAUUUGCAGAAAGAGCAGAUUGAGACAUUCCUCAUAAGACCCUUCAAUACAGGAAAGGAGACCAGUGGAUCACAUCUUUCUACACCUAAAGCUGACAAAUACAGUAAUGGAAUUUACUUACAAAGGCAAACCUCAGUGACGAACGUCAGAUCCAAUAUUCAAAGAUUGUCCAGUAGGCAAUCAAGCAGCGAGACGAUUUUACCAAUGUCCAGAAGAGGAGCUCUUGGUUACAGCCUCCUUCGAUACCGCAAGAUGGUGAGUCAAGUGAAUAAAAUUUUAGAGAACACCAUUGACAAGAUGGCUCUCAGCAAACGAGACCAGUGGUUCUCCAGAAUUGGCAUUCAGCCACUUUUACUCACAUUUCGAGAACCUGGAACUGAAAAACCUUAUCUUAACCAGCCAGAUCCUUUGUUUAAAUAUUAUUUGCUGUGCAUGCUAUUUAUCUUUGGAGGCAUAACCGUCAUACAUCUGCUCAUCAUGUCCGAAACCGUGGAAUUCUGGGUCACUUACGGUGUCGCUUUACUGCUGAUACUUGCAGCCUGCAUUCCGUCAUGGACCGGUUACAUCUGGCUAUGCUUGAAGAAAGAUGAUACCGAUCCUGUUCUGAAUUCUACUGCUCUGAAGAUAUCCAGAAAGGUGUGGAAAACAACCUCCGUGCGAGUAGCUAUAUGGCUAGCGAUCUCUAGUACUAUACUGUUUUGUUCAAUAGCAGGACUGAAUGAAUGCCUGGACGAAGGCAUCUUCCAGAUUUCUAAACACCAUAACGCUUCCAUGAACGAAACCAGUAAAAUCACACACCACGACCUGAGCUGCCAGUAUCCAUGGUUUUACACACUUUGUGCUGCUCUUGCCAUGACAACUACGUCUGUUUUCUUACGAAUUCAUUUCUUGAUGAAGCUUACAUUAAAUAGCAUAUCACUGGCUGCCUUCUGGUACAUUAUGGAUAUUCGAGGGGAAGAAGUCUUUCGGCAACGGACCGCAAAGCUCGCUGAUUGGUCAGUGGAAGAAUUUGGCCUUCCGGCUGAUCGCAGUCAUUGUUAUUAUCUUACUUUUGUCCUGCUCAUCUUGCACGUUUUGGACAGACAGGUUGAAUAUGUGUGCCGCCUGGAUUAUCUCAUGAAGGUGAAGCUAAAAGCGGAGCAAGAGGAAGCUCGAACAAUGGAACUCGUCAACCGCAUGUUGCUUUUCAACAUUUUGCCGCCGCAUGUAUCACAAUAUUAUCUUAGCAAGCAGCUUGAGGAAGAAAACUCACGAGUCGAGCUGUCCUAUCAUGAAAAUCACUCUGCUGUUGCAGUGUUGUUUGCAUCCAUUCCAAACUUUGCUGAUUUUUACUACGAGGAUGGAGAAAACGAGGAAGGAUUACGUUGCAUUCAACUCCUGAAUGAAAUUAUAUGCGAUUUCGAUCUCUUAUUAUAUGAGAGAGGAUUUCAUUCAGUAGAAAAAAUCAAGACAAUAGGUAGCACUUAUAUGGCUGCUUGUGGGCUUCGGAGCCAGGAAAAGGGAUCUCUGUUUACGGAAGAAAAUCCCACACAGAAUGUAGUAACACUCGUCAAGUUCUCGGUUGCUAUGAUGUCUUCUUUGCAACAACUAAACAAAGAUGCUAUGCAAGAUUUUCAACUUAGAGUAGGAAUUUCAGUGGGGCCAGUUAUGGCAGGAGUUGUAGGCACAGUGAAACCACAAUAUGACAUUUGGGGAGAUACUGUAAAUGUUGCUAGUAGGAUGGAUACCACAGGCAUUCCAGGAAGAAUUCAAGUCGUUCAAGAAGUUGCCGAUUUGAUAACAGCUUCAGACUGUCCCUAUAAGUGUGAAUGUCGAGGGGAUAUUUUCGUCAAAGGCAAAGGUAAACUGAAAACGUAUUUAGUUCAGACACCCUAUGAUGAGCCCAAUAUCCAAGACACGCAGCUGUAAAGAGCAUCGAUCACUAGUUUCUCUUUUCUCCACCAACUGAACUUCAUUAAGAGGAUUUCAUUUACAGAUCACAUCAUGACAUGGGAACAUGUGAAUUUUAUUCAAUAUCAGCAGCAUAAAAGAAACUUAUGACAAAGUCAGAAAGCAAUUGAUAUGAAAAUAUCUAAACUGCAUCUAGACAUGCAUUUAUUUUCAUUAUGCACUUUAAAUACCAUGAAACUUGAUAUACUUUCUUAAAAUAUGUAAAUUGAGAAAUAAUAAGAAAAAACCUAAAAUCAAGCAGUCAGUCAUUAACGUUUUUAAGUGUCAUAUAAUCAUCAGUCAUAAUCUUAAAAUUAAUGAAAAAAAAACUGGAAAAAAAUGCACGUGGAAAGCUAUUGAAACAAAGAUAGCUCCAAACAAGAAAUGUUUUGAUAUCGCAUCUCAUUUUAUUUCACAAAGUAAUUUUUUUUAUUAAUAACAUGAGAAAAGUACUGAAAAACUAUCUCCUAAAAAUUUAAAAUAUACUUCAUUAUGCAUUUUCCUUCUGAGUUAAGAUUCUUGAAAGUUCAUUCACCUAAACACAAAAAUUCUGAAAAUUGAUGCGUUUUUAAAUAUAUGAGCAGCUUUUCAUUACAAAAAUCGGAUAAUCAUAAAGAAUUUCAAUGAAGAAUUAAAAUUUUUAUGAUAAAACUGUUAAUUAAGGAGAUUUAGACUGCCCACCUGGCCAUGAAGUAGCACUAUGACCCAUGAUUCGGUCAUCCCGAGCUUCAACAAAAUAACCGAUUAGCUGAGCUAUUUCUUUUUCCAAAAAGCAUCAUUAUCGAAAAUUGUAUUGAAUGACUGAAUUCAGUAUAUUGUUUCGCCUGCCAGCUAACAAACCACAUCUUCAUUUUCAGCAAGUGUUUGUAUAUGUGGAGGGGAGGGGGGGAGAACGAGCAUCUUAUUAGUUACAGUAAAUGAAACCCGAUAACCAAUGUUUGUUGAAAUGGAAUGUUACGCAGACUGGUUUUCAUUUGUUGGCAGUUGCAGAGAAGAGAGGAAGAAUUAGACCUCGACUAACUUAAGUUCAGCUACCAUUGCGAAUUGCACUCCUUCUGAUUUCAUCCAGCUUAUUAUUUUAUUAAGUCUAUUAUUAUUGUUAUCUUAUCAAAAAUAAACUUUUAGUAAAACAUUGCA
This is a messenger RNA of Stegodyphus dumicola, 4644 nucleotides long. RefSeq names its product adenylate cyclase type 2-like. Gene Ontology annotation, biological process: adenylate cyclase-inhibiting G protein-coupled receptor signaling pathway; intracellular signal transduction; adenylate cyclase-activating G protein-coupled receptor signaling pathway. NCBI's taxonomy places the organism in Eukaryota, Metazoa, Arthropoda, Arachnida, Araneae, Eresidae. Gene Ontology annotation, cellular component: plasma membrane. Gene Ontology annotation, molecular function: adenylate cyclase activity. The record is from RefSeq and is a predicted model, not a curated record.